Momordica charantia (bitter melon) is the source of this 2024-nucleotide messenger RNA. Its product is annotated as aluminum-activated malate transporter 9-like. NCBI's taxonomy places the organism in Eukaryota, Viridiplantae, Streptophyta, Magnoliopsida, Cucurbitales, Cucurbitaceae. The record is from RefSeq and is a predicted model, not a curated record. Gene Ontology annotation, biological process: malate transport.
CUUAUCAUAGACUACUCCACUUGAGAAUGAAUGGCAAAACGAGCAGUAUCGAGAUAGACAUCAUCGGUUUCCCGUCGAAACCCGAGCCUCCGACGAAGGGAUCGAGUGGGAAAUCCAAGAACUUGGCUGCUUCAUUUCGAGCCUCGAUAUCGAGCAUUUGGGAUUUUUGCAAAGAAGAUAGCAACCGAGUUAAAUUCUCCCUCAAAGUUGGGCUGGCUGUUGUUUUGGUGUCUUUGCUUAUACUUUUUCAAGCACCAUACGAUGCCUUUGGGACUAAUAUCAUAUGGGCCAUCAUCACUGUCGCCAUAAUGUUCGAAUAUACAGUUGGUGCAACUUUCAAUCGUGGUUUCAACAGAGCACUGGGAAGUUUACUGGCAGGAAUCUUGGCCAUAGGUGUUGCCCAACUUGCUUUGCGCACAGGCCCUGUUGCACAACCCAUCAUCAUUGGCAUAAGCAUUUUCUUAGUUGGAGCUGUGACAUCAUUGAUGAAGCUAUGGCCAUCGCUGACUCCAUACGAGUAUGGGUUCAGAGUUAUACUUUUCACGUACUGUUUGAUAGUGGUUUCUGGGUAUCGAAUGGGGAACCCGCUGAGAACCGCCAUGGAUCGGCUCUACACCAUAGCCAUCGGAGGAUUCGUUGCAGUCUUGGUAAAUGUUCUUGUUUUCCCCAUAUGGGCUGGCCACCAGCUCCACAAAGAGCUCGUCUCCACCUUCGACUCGGUGGCUAAUUCACUCCAAGAAUGUGUGAACAAGUAUUUGGAAGAGGAGGGAUCGCAGCAGAACCAGCUCCCCAAGGCUCUGAUGGAUGAGUUUCCAGACGAACCUGCCUACAAGAAAUUCAAAGCCACCUUAAACUCCUCGGCAAAGUUUGAAUCUUUGGCGACGUCGGCGAAAUGGGAGCCGCCGCACGGUAGAUUCCGACAGUUCUUCUAUCCAUGGGCGGAGUACGUUAAAGUUGGAGCUGUUCUGAGAUACUGUGCUUAUGAAGUUAUGGCUCUUCAUGGCCUUCUCCACUCUCAAAUCCAGGCUCCAUAUAACCUCAGAAUCGCAUUCAAAUCCGAGAUACAAGAUGCUGCAAACCAAGCAGCAGAGCUGGUGAGAAGUUUGGGUGAAGACAUCAGCAACAUGAAACAAUCCCUCAAAAUUUCCCUCCUCAAAAGGCUUCACACCUCAGCCGAGAAGCUGCAACUUGCCAUAGACACUCACUCUUAUCUCCUCACUCCCGCCACUUAUUGUGACGCCAUCGACUUCUCCUCUAAGCUUCAGUCCAAGCUCUCGACCACCUCAUCAAGCAGCCUCCACGAUCUCCCAAAUGAGCUUGACGUCGUGGCUGCAGGGGCAGCUCAGGCAGAGGCUUGUGUUGAGCUGGGGAGGAAGCAGUCGAGAAGGCAGCAUUCGUGGCCAUCGUUGGAAGUCGGUGCUCUCGACGAAGGUGGGAGUGUUGUAGUCGAGUUUUCGCCGAGGAUGAGGAAGCUGGAGAGUAGUGCAGCUAUGUCAUUGGCCAAUUUCACUUCCUUGCUGAUUGAGUUUGUGGCUAGGCUUGACUAUUUGGUUGAAACUGUGGAUGAGCUUUCCAAGAUGGCCAAGUUCAAAGAUAUUGGUCAUUAGCUGAAGUUUCAUCUACAGAGAUAUUGAUGUGAGGGGAUGAAGUAAAAUGGGUUUGGAUUGCAGAUGUAAUUGUUGUGAAAGAAGAGGUUAUUCUUUAACUUGAAAAGACACAAAAAAACAUGUAUCAGAAGCCAUAUUAGUUUCCAUCAAUGGAAAUUAUUGUUGCACAAUUACAGCUGUUUACACAAAUUAGGCUUGUCAAAUCACUAUAACCUUUCCUAAGACCAGUCAUCACAGCUCACUCUAAAUUUUCAGCCUAACAAUAUCUUCAUGUUAUAUAACUUAUAACUUAAUGUAUUUUUAUUAUAUAUUAUCUACAAUUAUUUUACUUGUACAAUCUACCAUCUAUUGCACAACCUAAUAGACAACUUGAGCAAAACAGUUUGAGACAUCUUCUAUCAAAAAUCACUCCACAUG